Molecule: messenger RNA, 1869 nt
Organism: Selaginella moellendorffii
Lineage: Eukaryota; Viridiplantae; Streptophyta; Lycopodiopsida; Selaginellales; Selaginellaceae
Product: pentatricopeptide repeat-containing protein At4g02750-like
Exons: 3
Coding region: 1-1869 (622 amino acids)
Biological process (GO): RNA modification
Molecular function (GO): RNA binding; protein binding
Source: RefSeq, a predicted model, not a curated record
AUGCCUGGCGACGAGGGUGCUCUAGUCCUCGAAGUCCCUGGCCACGGUCAGGGUGCCGCUCUGGGUGUCAUAGGAUGCUCCGCACAGGGAUUUGAGACGGGCGAUCGGAAACAACCGGGAAUCCUGGGUCAAACUAGGUCUAUAUCAGCUGAAAAUGUAGAAGAAGUGGCUCUCUGCGAAGUGGAGAAGAUUCACCAAAGUUUCCUUGAGCAGCAGCUACAAAAGAGAAUUCCUGCAAAGGACGAGACCUUUGUUGUGAAUCUCUUCGUCCACAUGUAUGGGAAGCACGGCAGCGUGGAGGGCGCCCGUGCCGCCUUCGAUUCGAUCGUGCUCAAGGACGCCUUCUCGUGGAACCUGCUACUGGGGGCGUAUGCCCGCAACGGGCAUUUUGAUCUGGCCAUUGCCGUGUUUGAUGCAAUGCCUGACUGGGAUCUGGCGCAGUGGAACACGAUACUGGCGGCAGCCAUACAAGUAGGAAACCUUGCUUUUGCCUCUUAUUUCUUUGAUCGCUUCCCGAAAAAAAAUGUGAUCUCCUGGACGACGAUGCUUGCGGCGUAUGCCCGGUCGGGGCAUGUUGACCAAGCUCGCGAGAUCUUCAAUCGAAUGCCGGGUCACAACCUCGUCUCAUGGAACUCCAUGCUCUCGGCUUACGGAAACUCGAGAUCUGCUUCUUCACAGCUAAGUGUAGAUCGCCGGUGGAUCAACGAAGCAAAGGCGCUGUUUGAUUGGAUGCCUGCCAAGGAUAUGGUGUCAUGGACCUCGAUGAUCAACGCAUUUGCGAGUGGCGGCGAUCUCAAAUCAGCCAUGGAGCUCUAUCGCUUGAUGCCGGCAUAUGAUCUUGUGUCGUGGACUGCAAUGCUCUCAUGGGCUGCUCUUGCCGGCCACAUCGAAUUUGCGAGAGAUCUUUUUUAUUUUGAGAUGGCUGCCUGGAAUCUUGUUUCCUGGAAUGCGAUGGUGUCUGCCUAUGCUUCAUCUUCGUCACUGGAACGUGAUUUGGCGGGGGAGGCAAAGGAGCUAUUCGAUUCCAUGCCAGAGAGAGACAUAGUUUCCUGGGGGGCGAUACUUGAUGUAUAUAUACGCCACGAAAAUUUGUGCAAAGCUCGAGAGCUUUUCGAUUCUAUGCCUAGGAGAGAUUCUAUGGCGUGGACUUCAAUGCUUUCAGCAUAUGCCACCAUUGGGCAUCUGCAGGAGUCUAAGAUUGUCUUUGAUCUUUUGCGUGAGAACCGAGAUUCCGCUACGUUCAAUGCAAUGCUGGAAGCGUACUCAAAUAACGGGCGUGUUAGAGAGGCCGAAGAACUAUUCUAUUGUGGGUUUUCUCGUACACACGUUUCUUGGAACACCAUGCUUGCAGCAUAUGCCCAAAAUGGGCAUGUGUUUUCAGCCAUGAAAACUUUUGUGACGAUGCCACAGCGAGAUGCAAGCUCUUGGGCAUCAGUUCUUUCGAUGCAUGCUCGUAACGGCUAUCAUGAAAGAGCCCAAAACCUAUACGAGACAAUGCAGCAGGAGGGACUUACUCCUGCCGAACCGAGCUUUGUUUCUGUGCUGAUUGCUUGCAGCCAUGCCGGGAAUGUAGAGGCUGGCUGCUACUACUUCUGCUCCAUAAUUCUGGAUUACGGAUUUAUCCCCACGAACCAGCAGUAUGGAUGCAUGAUCGAUCUCCUGGGACGCUCGGGCUACAUUGGAGGGGCUCGAGAUCUUGUCACCAACAUGCCUUUCGUUCCGGGUGUGGAAGUCUGGGCCUCUCUCAUGAACUCGUUUCGAAGCCAGCGUGAAGACCACGAAGCUCGCGUUUCCUCCCUUGCGAUCGAAUCACACCCCGGGGAGUCUUCACCGUAUUCCCUGCUCGCAAACGCGCUCUCGAUCACAUAG